CGUAAAGGCGUAAAUUUGCUAGUGCUCUAGCUAAGGGACUAGGUGAGGAAAUCGAUCGCGAGGGAUAUCGCCGGCGAGCAGCCACCAGCCCGCCACCACACGACGAUAUGCCAAGGAAAGUGCCCCGCGAAGCGGCCGCAGCGUCGACCACGCAGCGCACCGGCAAAAAGUCGAGGCUCACCUCCGCCGUGUGGGUUCACUUCGUCUACAACGCUUCUGACUCCACGGCGACGUGCAGGAAGUGCGGCGCUACGCUGUGCGCCGGCGGCAAGAAAGGCACGUCGCACCUGAAACGGCACACCAAGACCAAGAGAUGCAAGACCCGCGCCGCGGAGCAGCGGCGGCUACUGACGGCGCCUGCUGCCGCUGAAACUUCCCCCGGCAAACAAGAGCACUACUCUAUGUCGACGAAGGUCGCCGAUGAGGAGGAGGAGGAAUUCUUUUUCGUGGAUGGCAUCAAUAUUCCUGAGCUCUUCGACGAACUCGACGCCAAGGGCCUAGUGUUCAUUGACCAAGACAGCCAGGCUGUAGGCGCGGGCGAUGCGCAUUUCCGGCCCAACUUGCCUCAAGCAGCCAAUUCUUCAUCUAGGCGGUUCUUCGAAACGACGAAAGCAAGGCAAGUACGCCCGCCACAAUUUUUUUUAUCGUCGAUCGUCUAUGCUUGCAAUAUUUAGAUUAUAGCAAUUAAAUUUGAUAACCACUUGAAGUUGUAAGCAUUCAUGAACUGAUGAACCCCACUUGUAACAACGAAUUCUGGAAGAAAUUUACGCAUUAAAUAGUCAGUCAACCAGGCUACAAUUUAAGACUAACAAUUAGUCUAGCAAUACAAAAGUUUUGUGAUACAAAAAUGGUACUAUUAGAUUUGAAUUUAAAAGUAUCUUCCUAUUAAUAUAAUUUUGUUAAUACAAAUAAUAUAAUAUAAGAGUAAUUUAUGGUCAAAAUUUUAUUUUGAAGAUCGCGCCCGGUCAAAUCGCACCCUGUAUUUUGAAAUGGAGGAAGUAAAUUUAAAUCUGUUUGGUAUUAACAUUGCACGGUCGUUGAAUUCAACAGGAGAAAGACGGGAAGCAAGAAGCAAUGCGUACCUAACGAGUUCAGCCAAGACCUGCUGUCUGCACAGCGAGACUUCAGUUUCAGAGAAAAGCGGAUGUUGGCCAAUUCGGCACCGUUUCAGAGAGCAGGGCCAACGGAUGGUGAGACCACGGCAAGCGAAGACUAUUCUGAUGCAAACGACAAUUAGAGAACGGCGGUUUCUACCGAUAGGCGGCGAUGCACUUUCACCACUUCUACACUACUGAUUGUGCAUUGAGAUUUGUGCUACGUAUGAUGUAUCUUUGUCAAAAAAAAAAAAUUGAAAAGGUGUAGCUCAUCUCUGGUGCAUUUUCAGUGGUGUAGGAUAACGAGCGAGGCUGUAUGUUUAACAUAGGGGCACAUUUGCUUUCCUCUCAAUUCGGAAGUCAACCUCCAUUCAGAUUCGAAUUGGAAUGGUUAAUUAGAGAGGAUUUCUAUGAGAUGGUUGCUAAUAUUUGGCAGAAGGACCAUCGGGGAAACAACGCUAUUGAGAUAUGGCAAAAUAAAAUUAGAGCCCUCAGGCGAUAUUUGAGGGGUUGGGCCAAGCACACUUCUGGAAUUUUAAAGAAAGAAAAGAAGCAGCUAGCCAAUAAAAUUGAUGAACUCGAUAAGAAGGCGGAAACAAUACCCUUAUCACCAAAUGAGGUGGCUUUCAAACAUUACCUCAAUGAGAGGCUCACACGUCUACUGCGAGAAGAAGAGCUCAAAUGGUAUCAGCGUGCCAAAGUGAAAGAGCUUCUUGAGGGUGACAAUAAUACCAAAUAUUUCCAAUUGGUUGCGAGUGGUAAGCACCGGAAACAACGGAUAUACAAAUUAGAGGAUGAGAAUGGGUCCCGUAUCAGAGAACCUGAACUCAAAAAGUAUAUCACCAAAUACUACAAGGGUUUAUUUGGUAAGCCAGAGCUUAAUAGUUUUGCUUUGGAUGAAUCUAUUACAAAUGACAUACCCCAAGUGAGUGAGCAAGAAAAUACAAUACUCACUGCAACCUUCACUGAAGAUGAGGUGCGAUGAGCAAUCUUCCAAAUGGAGCAUAAUAAAGCUCCUGGGCCAGAUGGCUUCCCGGCUGAAUUUCACCAAGUUUUCUAGGAGGUGAUCAAGGGUGAACUCAUGAAUUUGUUCACUGAUUUCCAUCAAGGGCGAUUAGCUAUAUACAGUUUUAAUUUCGGCGUUAUAACGCUAAUCCCCCCAAAAAGGGAAGCGCUGAAAAUUCAAAGUACCGACCUAUUUAUCUGCUAAAU
Phragmites australis (common reed) is the source of this 2306-nucleotide messenger RNA. RefSeq lists its product as uncharacterized. The record is from RefSeq and is a predicted model, not a curated record. The transcript has 3 exons. Lineage: Eukaryota; Viridiplantae; Streptophyta; Magnoliopsida; Poales; Poaceae. Bases 108 to 674 code for a protein of 188 amino acids. Gene Ontology annotation, molecular function: DNA binding.